Molecule: messenger RNA, 3103 nt
Organism: Archocentrus centrarchus (flier cichlid)
Lineage: Eukaryota; Metazoa; Chordata; Actinopteri; Cichliformes; Cichlidae
Product: RING finger protein 122-like
Exons: 6
Coding region: 932-1396 (154 amino acids)
Biological process (GO): proteasome-mediated ubiquitin-dependent protein catabolic process
Cellular component (GO): endomembrane system
Molecular function (GO): zinc ion binding; ubiquitin protein ligase activity
Source: RefSeq, a predicted model, not a curated record
CAUGAGCAGGGAUCUGUUUACAAACUGAGAGCUUCAGACAGAGAGCGUGGAGGAGAGAGGCGAGGACGGAGAGUGAAUGUGAGAAGAAAAAAAGCACAGGAGCGAGGAGCUGAGUUAACAUUAGCUGCAUUGUCUUCCUGUGCUGACAAACCUCCCCGUGUUUUGCGUUCACAGCAGGAAGGCAGGGGAAGAGAUGAGUUGCUGCUUUCCACAGGAGCACUGAGAGGCUGCCUGCCUGCUUGGCUGACUGCGCUGCCGGGAGAACCCAUCCACGUCCCUCCCUUUGUCUCUCCAUAAUUGGCAACGGCAGGUUUUCACAGCCAGAGAGCAGAAAAGCGACGUGGAGAUCUAAAAGGAGAGGACAGAGGAGUGAGAAGAAAGAGAGAAGAGAAUAGAAGAAGAGGAAGGGAAGGACAGCCUCGUGACAGUGUUUUGAAGGGGAGACAAAGCCAGAGGUUUAUAACCGAAGUGCUGGAUGGGAUUUGGAAUAUUUUUCCUUAUAUUGUUAGUGACAUCGGUGUUUUCUUAUCAGCACAAUUCCACGUCGGAUUCUUUGUCAUGUGUUGGGAAGACACAGAGGAAUACUUCAGUUUCUACAGCUGUCUGGGAGUCUAAAUCUCACUUAAGGUGGUUGUUUUUAUUACAUUCAUGGGGUAAAUCAUCACCCCACACUGACAAAUUGUGUUCAGAUGAGCAGCUGCUUAAGUGGGCAAUAUUUUCUCUACGUCCUUGGAGUCUCUAAUCUGGUGUACUCACUGUAGACCGCAAGGAGUGAACACAGGUAUAAGAGUAACCUGAAAGCGGACAUAAGAGGUCAAUCUUUCAUUUUCAGUGCUGGAAACCAUCCCAGAAAAGUUGUGGAAAACACAGUUUGUAAUAUUGGAGAGGUUACAACCCCAAACACUCACGGGGUUUGCUGGAUGAACAUUUGAUGCAUCCUGUCCAGUGGUGUAACGGGUGUCUGUGUGACCUUGGAUUGCAGAGCUCUGACCCUCACUGCAAGAUGACGUCUGAAACGCUCUAUGAACUGCCACUCAACGUCUACAUAAUCAUCCUGGGCAUCGGCCUCUUCAUCCUCAUGCUCAGCCUCAUUUUCUGCUGCUACCUGUUCAGACUGAGACGACAAGGUGCUAGAGGACAGUAUGGCUACAAUGAGGUUGUUUUAAAAGGAGCAGAGAAGAAACUGAGCCUUCUUGGUCAAACAUGUGCGGUGUGUUUAGAAGAGUUUCGCAGCAGGGACGAGCUUGGAGUGUGCCCGUGCUCCCAUGCUUUUCACAAAAAGUGUCUGCUAAAAUGGUUAGAGAUCCGCAGUGUGUGCCCCAUGUGCAACAAGCCCAUUUGUCGUCUCCAGCCUAACAACCAGCAAGCAGAGCCUCAGAGUCUUCUGGAGGUCUGAGAAAGGAACGUAUGUCCAGCAGUGCUCUUCAGUCAACUGACCUGUCACUGUACAGGAUCCUGCUCCACAGUCUGACAGACAGUACUUUUAGUAAUGUGAAUAUUUUUGAGGCAGAGCUACUCUAGAAGUGGAAAUUAAUAUAAAUAUGAGAGUAAAUUUAUAAGUACAGAGUGAAAGAAUAGACCCAGCAGACUGAAUGAGGGAGGCUGUAAUGACAUUUAAUCCACAUGCACAUGGCAUUCGUGAUAGAGUUGCAGUAGGUAGAAAUCAACCAAAGGCAGGAAAAAAGGACAAAAUUAAAAAAUUAUGACGAUUCAUGUUUGUAUUUCAGGUUGCUCAUUAUCGUGGAUGAGUUGGUGGGAACAGUGAACAGGAGCAGUGGAUUAAGGUCAGGCAGAAAUCUAAACUUCAGACUUCAAAAAGCUCCAGUUUAAUGUGGAUACAAUUUUGGCUUCAGGUUCAUGUUCUCUGGCUUCAGCCCACAAACUUCAUUUAAAGAGAACAUCAUCAGCAGCAUUAUCAAUAGGAUCAUUAGCAGAUUGUGGAGACACCAGCUAGUUGCCAACAGAUGAUGAAUACUUGCUGAGCAAGUGGGGUCAGAUAAUAUAGCUUUAAGCGUGAGUCCUUUAGUGCGUCAGUUGUGCCGGGCCCUCUGCAUGCUGGGAAUGUCAAUGUGCAGUGUGACUACUGUAACUGAACUAAUGAGAUUAUUUCUGCCUUCAGAGCAGCUCUGCCUCUGAGAAAUGUUUGUAUGACAAACUCCAGUCUGCUGUUGUAUUAUUUUUUUUUUUUUUUAAACCUUACCCCAAAAAUGACACGCAGCUCCUCGUGAAUAUGAUGUGCUUUGGUCUUUAGCCACAAUUUCAUAACCCAGAGCCUGGAAAGGAAAAAAAAAAAAAAAAAAGUGUACAAUCACCAGACAACUUUAUGAAGAGAUCUGAACCGUGUCUCAGUCAAUCAGCUGAGUGAAGGUAGCCGUGUCCCAAAUGACGAGACAGUUGAGACAUGCUGUCACACGCCUGUUUGACUACAACCGAAGGUCCUGAGCGACUCAACGACUAAAAUAUACCUGAUUAUUAAAGCUGUUUCUAAGGAACCCUUAGAAAUUUUCAGUAAAAAUAUAUUGUGUGUCUGUGAUGAUACAACACUCGUUUGUCAAAUAAUUUAGUGUCAUCUUCCAGGAGUGCUAAACUGAGCUGAUUGUAAGGAAAUCUUUGUCCCAAUGCUCAAAGAACUAUACUCACUACAGUAAGAAGGCGCUGCAGUGGCAUGAAAGAGCCUGUUAGGCGCACCAUAAACAUAAUUCUCUGUAUUCACUAUGUUACAUGUUAAAUACUGUGUAAAGUGUAACUUCUGUUUCUGACUUCUAAAAAUAUAUAAAGUAUAACCAGCUUUUUGAUAAUGUUAUUUGGAUCCAUGUCUUUUUGUCUAGAUUUCUUAGAUGUACACAGUUAAAGUUGUUUAUUUCUAUACUCUCAAUUUAAUAUAUGAAAAAAUUACAUUUUUAUGUAUAUUUUAGCUGUGUCCACAUACAGAGUAAUCACAGUAUUAUCACCAAUAAGGUGCCACCCGUGCUUUAUAAACACACCCAACAAAAAUGGUGUGUAAAUUUAAAUGCAGUUUGUUGUUAUUCUUUUAGUCUCUGAGGAUGGCAGCUUCAGUAUGCUGGUCUGCCUGCCCAUUCACCACUUUGAGCUCUGAAGUAUC